Sebastes umbrosus (honeycomb rockfish) is the source of this 2266-nucleotide messenger RNA. RefSeq names its product creatine kinase U-type, mitochondrial-like. Gene Ontology annotation, cellular component: mitochondrion. The record is from RefSeq and is a predicted model, not a curated record. The coding region runs from base 141 to 1388 and encodes 415 amino acids. Gene Ontology annotation, biological process: phosphocreatine biosynthetic process. Lineage: Eukaryota; Metazoa; Chordata; Actinopteri; Perciformes; Sebastidae. The transcript is spliced from 9 exons. Gene Ontology annotation, molecular function: creatine kinase activity.
ACGUCGCUCCAGUUUAACGCUCUCUCUCUCUCUCUCUGUCAUUCCAUCAGAGGUUCUUCAUCCCUCCAUCCACCUGUCCUCUCCGUGGGAAUAAUACCUUAUUAUUAUAUUAUUAUCAUCUUUACUAGAAACAAACCAACAUGGCGAGCAGUUUCUCCAGAGUCAUGUCGACUAAACGGAGGAUCGGGAUCCUGUCGUUGUUGGGGGGUUCAGUAACGGCUGGUCUGCUGCUGCACCGGGACCAGGUGACCGCCGGGCUGCCGGUCCGCCGGAACUACCCGGCCAGUGCGGAGUACCCUGACCUGCGCAAACACAACAACUGCAUGGCCACUAACCUGACGCCUGCCAUCUAUGCCAAGCUGUGUGAUAAGGCCACUCCCAACGGGUACACGGUGGACCUGGCCAUUCAGACGGGCGUGGACAACCCCGGGCACCCCUUCAUCAAGACUGUUGGCAUGGUGGCAGGAGACGAGGAGUCCUACGAGGUAUUUGCAGACCUGCUGGACCCUAUCAUCAAAGAGAGGCACAACGGCUACGACCCCAACAACAUGAAGCACCCCACCGACCUGGAUGCCAGCAAGAUCCACUCAGGCAACUUUGACCCCCGUUACGUGCUGUCGUCCAGGGUGAGAACGGGCCGCAGCAUCCGAGGGCUGAGCCUGCCCCCCGCCUGCACCCGCGCAGAGCGCAGGGAAGUGGAGAGGGUGGUGGUGGACGCCCUCGCCGGCCUGAAGGAAGACCUGGCCGGGAGGUACUACAGUCUCACCCAGAUGACUGACAAGGAGCAGCAGCAGCUCAUUGAUGACCACUUCCUGUUUGACAAGCCCGUGUCCCCCCUCCUGACGUGCGCAGGCAUGGCUCGUGAUUGGCCAGACGCCCGUGGUAUCUGGCACAACAACGAGAAGACCUUCCUGGUUUGGAUAAAUGAGGAGGAUCACACCAGGGUCAUCUCCAUGGAGAAGGGAGGGAACAUGAAGAGAGUCUUUGAGAGGUUCUGCAAAGGCCUCAAGGAGGUGGAGCGUCUGAUCCAGGAGAGAGGCUGGGAGUUCAUGUGGAACGAGAGGCUCGGUUACAUCCUCACCUGUCCCUCCAACCUGGGCACGGGGCUCAGGGCCGGGGUCCACGUCAAACUGCCCCUGCUGAGCAAGGAUCCCCGUCUCAGUAAGAUCCUGGACAACCUGCGUCUGCAGAAGAGAGGGACCGGCGGCGUGGACACGGCUGCUGUGGGCGGUGUGUUCGACAUCUCCAACCUGGACCGCCUGGGACUGUCUGAGGUCCAGCUGGUGCAGACAGUGGUUGAUGGCGUCAACUACCUGAUCGAGUGUGAGAAGAGACUGGAGAAAGGCCAGGACAUCAAGGUGCCCCCACCACUUAAACAAUUCAAGUAGACACUAAUCCCUGACCCCCCCCCACCCCACAAACCUCUGGGCACACACACACAUGCACAAACACCCCCGCUCUAUACCCAUAGAUAUUAUAAAUAUCUAUCUAAUAUCAUAGAUAUUAUAAAUAUCUAUGUCAUUGCCUCAUUUGUUUCCACGACUUAUUUAAUCCCCCCCCUCCCUGCCCCACAGUAUACCUCCCUUUAAUAUAAUCUACACAUAUUAUACGCAGCUGUCUGGCUAAACCAAACCAGAGUCCCAGAAUACUGCUUUGGACUUUAGCGUGUUUCAGAUGUAUUUGAAGAGUUUUUUAAUCUUUAAACUCAAAUUCAAACCUCGCUCUAAAAUGGCAGCAAACAUUAAGGAAAAGAUGCACAAACUGUAGGCUGCUGCAAUGGAGCAAAGAUGGCAGCCAGUUUGCCCGUCUACAUGGCCAAACAGUAUCUAUGGCUCUGCACCCAAAGCACUCCUCAGCCCACCAAACCUGGCUGUACCUCGCCUCGGCCCCUUCCUGCCGCAUGUCCUAUACUCAGCCUGUCUCUUCCCCUCAUUCCUGUGUGUUGAUUGGUCAUCCCUGUCAUCAGGUGCUUGUUUAGUCCAUCCAUUUGUAAGCCUUAUUUCCCAUCGUGGAUUGUGUGUACAAAGUUUCUUUUCACCAUUUUGAGUGGAUCUGAAUGUAGAUUAACAGGGUAAAACUGAACAGACACUUGUGUUCUUCAGAGGAUUUGUCUGGUGACACACAAGUGUCAUAAUGUAAUGUUAGUAUAACACACACUGGCCGGGCUGGGUUCUGUACUGUAAGCUACUGAAGCAAUAUCAUUCCAGCUCAUCUUGAAUGUCACACUGUAAUAUCUUUUAUUAAAGAAAUCAUCUAUUUAACAGUA